Messenger RNA from Ooceraea biroi (clonal raider ant), 15507 nucleotides. RefSeq names its product aminopeptidase N. The record is from RefSeq and is a predicted model, not a curated record. Gene Ontology annotation, biological process: peptide catabolic process; proteolysis. NCBI's taxonomy places the organism in Eukaryota, Metazoa, Arthropoda, Insecta, Hymenoptera, Formicidae. Gene Ontology annotation, cellular component: membrane; cytoplasm. Gene Ontology annotation, molecular function: peptide binding; zinc ion binding; metalloaminopeptidase activity.
AUGUUUAUUUAUUAUUAUUACGCUUGCAAAGUUCAAACUGGAGUAAACCGAGGAUAAUCCGAUGAACGUAACAGGAAAAACGGAAUAUAUUUUAAAAGUUCCAGCAACUCUUUUUAAAGACGAGUACAACUUUACUUUCUGUCCUCGUAAGCUUCGCGAUGACUUCCCCGCUUCUUUUACAUAUUUAAUAAGUUAAUCUGAGAGUAUUAACUGAAGAGCACUAGAGUUAUGAAACUCAUUUAUUAUUUGAAAUAAGAAAUAAAGGAGGGAGAAAGACAACUCGAAUAAUAAAAUUAUUCCAAUUAAUUUACUUUCAUGGGGAGAUAUUAUAAUUUAAGAGCGACGAUUCUGUUAUGACCUUUUUAACUGUUUUAACCGUUUGCACGAAAUGAUAAAUAGAUAUUUUUAUACAUCUGUUUAAAUUGGAAAACACAACAUCGCUUUAUAAGCUUGUAAUUUUAAUUUUAUUUAAAAGGAUACACUUUGGAAAAAUUACAGCAAGCCCUUUUAAGUUCCAGUAGUAAAUUAAUCUCGCAGAGGGCGCACAAAUUAUUAUUGACGAUUAUUUAAUAGUUAAAGGCUAUACUUGCCAUUCGAUAAGCAUGCAUUUCCAUUUCGAGAUUUUGUUAAUUCAUAUAUCGCAGUAAACAGGAAAUCGCAAUCGGCAUAAUAAACAUGUCGUACCGAAUGCAAAUUCUCCUCAACAACACGUUUGCAGCGAGGAAAUAAAUUGCCUCCCGAGUGGCAGAAAAAACCUGCGGCAACUACGCAUCGCUGAAAGCGUUAAUAACUGUGCAUUUUGGAAGUUUGGUUUAUCCCGGACAGCGAUUGGACCAGCAGCAAGCGUUCCGAAAUUAACACGCCGGUAUCGCAGUGCGCAUAAAAAACGCCACGCGGUACUCGUACAUGCAUUAAACAAUUUUCCUUUUUACCAUUGUCCUUGUUUUGCAAUCCCACACACAUCACAUGGGAAUAAAAUGCGAAUUGUAUGCGAAUAUUGGCGUGACUGUAUAAGCAACGCUUGUACGGCCAACAAUGUUGCAGUUAAACUUCACACGCACGAUGUAGUAUAUCGAUACCAUGCUUACAUAUCGUAUAUUUCGUUCAUUUUAAGUUUUAACCUUAAGUUAAAAAAAUUGUGGGAAAAAGUAAAGAUAGUGAUAGAUCACAGCGAAGUUUCUCGGGGGUCGAUAAAAGUAUACCGUCCGGAUGUACUGUCGACAUUGUCACGUUAUUCGAAAAUAGAAGUUUUCUUGUCCACUGUCGAAAUGUACUAUUUAAUAUAAAUCUUUGAUCUAUUUGAUUUAUUAGUUUAUAUUACUUGAUACAAAAAAAUUGACGCUUCCUAUCUUUCUUUUCAUACGAAAGAAAAAGAGGGAUAGAAAGUUUUGAAGCCUUUAUGGCGCUAAAUGGAUCACACUUUGAAUUAGACUACUAGAUAAUUUUCUUUAUUGGAAAGAUGUAUGUAAAAAGAUAUAGAUAUAAAAAGAUAUAAUAAGCUGUCAGGUAUAUGCUUUGUUUGGUGUAACUAUUAGAUAAUUUACAACGUGGAGCUGUAGCAUAUUCCAUCACAAUUUGUUGAAAGUAAUUAAUGUAGUUUGAACAGUACAUGACCACGUUCCUAUUAACACCAUUAUGGGGAAGCUGUGGCGCGCUGUUCAAAUUCACUUCUGUAAUCGAAACAAAGAUGAACCAAAAAAUAAAGAAAAUUUAGAAAGUAUACAUUUUACAAAAGUUGCAUCUAAAACUAAAGAAUCCGCUAAGUCCUAAACAACUGUUUUAACGAAUAAAAUUAUUCAUAAAAUUAUUCAUGUUUUUUUGUUCUGAAUAUACGAAAUGAUAGCAUUUCGUUUGUAGUUUCGUUUGUUGCUUCUAAUUAUAAUAAUUUCGUUUACAGUUACACAGUUAACAAACUAAAGAAAGAGUAGCCUAUUUUACAUGUUUAAACUUUGAACUGAGCAACUACAAACGAAAAUAAAAGCACUAUGUGCACUAGAAUGUGUAAAAUAUGGAAGUUUCAUAAAACUUUGGUUUAAAAUAAAAAAAAGAAUUAAAACUUAAUUGUAAACUUACAUUAUGUUACGUGACAAGAUUAAUAUGUGACAUAUUAAUACGUGACAUAUUAGCAUAGAAAUGGAGCGAAGUUAACUUAUAGGUUAUAUAAAAUUCUGAUUUAAUUUAUUCCAGUAUUUAAUUCUAAUUUAAUUCUCUUAAAUAUAAAUAUCAUAAUGUAUAUGAAACUUUUCCUUACUCUUUUUUAUUAUCUUAUUUUUAUAUUUGUAUCUAUAUUAAUUCUCUCAAAUGUAUUUAUAACAAUUAGUUACUUAUAACGUUACUUAUAACGUUAUUUUCUUUCCCUGCAGAAAAAACUUAAAGGUAUUUUUGUUAUCUGUUUAUGAAUUAUUAAUCAGAUCAUUUAUUCGAAAUAGAAUUUGCUCAAUCUUUUUAUUUUCUCCAAUUAAUUCGAAAUAAAAUAAGUUUAAUAUUUUAGUUCGUGAUUCAUUACAAGUUUCACAUAUUAUACAUAUUACCUUAGUUUUAUAAAUAAAUUUUAUAAAUGAAGAAGCUAUAAAGUAAAAACAUAAGGUUUUCAAGUUCUAAGAGUUCUCAGCUGAUUUUUAAGUCCGGAAUUCAUAAAAUAAGCUCAUAAAAAACUACUAUGGAAUUUAAAAGCUCUAAAUGCUCCGACGCUUCUAAAAGCUAAAAAUGUUUCUUUAAUAAAGAAAAGAUGGACUCCAAAUCGACCAGAGUUCAGAAUUUAAAGAAAACGUGUUUAAUGAAGGACAUCCUAUGGCUCAAGAGAACAUCCUACGUUCGUAUUCAUCGAUUUGUUAGACCAGUGCCUAGAAUACCGUAUUUGUCAAAUUCUAUGACCUCUUAGGGUUUGUUAUCGAAGAUGUCAGAUUAGAACCCCGGCAGCAUGCGAUAGCAUGUGAUAGGGAUGUAGUGGGGAUGUUUCGUGACGUACCGAGCUGUGUAUCGUGUCUGUGAGCACACGGACUCGAUACGUAGCUUGGAGAGCAUUCCCACACAUUCCCACCACAUGCUAUCGCAUGCUACCGGAGUUCAAAUCUUUUGUUUGCUCAACGCUACCAUGCCUUUUAAAAUAAUAGAUAACGCUAUGUUGUCUAGUUCUCACCAGUCUCUCAAGAUGGUAAGUCAUAACUCUUACAACUGUGCUAACAUAGUUACAAAAUUAACGGAUUUUAGUGAUAAUAAAUUAAUUGCAGUUAGUUAUUCACACAGGACUGUAUUUCAGUCAGCGUUCAAGUUUAAUAUACAAUAAAUUACUGAAAGUAGAAUAUAUUUUUCGUUGAGAACGUAGAAAAAUAAGUUUAUCUAAAACUCUCAAGGUUAAAUCGCGGCGAUUGGCAAUAUAAAAUGCUUUAUAUGUUAAUUAAAUACAAUUCUUUUUCUCGAAAAAAUGUUCACAGAUAUCGAAAAUGAGCACUGCUGUGAUAUUCUUAAAGUGUUUACUAUUAAUAGCGAGCCCAAUAUUCAUUACUGCAACAGACUCGUGUGCUAAGAAUGAAACAGAUGAAAAGUGCUUAAGUAAUUAUCGUUUGCCACCCGGCGUACUACCAAUACACUAUGACAUUCGGUUAAAAUUAUAUACGCACGACGACGUGGAGAAAACCACGUUCGGCGGUGAAACUAAUAUUACCAUCAAAAUUCUUUAUGGCACGCAAUACAUAAGUUUGCACUCACUAAAGCUGGAAAUAAACCAACUGAAGACAAAAUUAAUUUAUGAGAACGGUACGAUUUAUACGCCGAUAGAACAUAGACAUCGAGUCCCGCACGUUCUAGUUCUUUAUUUCACUAACACGUUAUUACCUGGGUUCUACACUCUGUGCUUUAAGUAUAUGGGUUACUUCUCUGAGAAAGGACAAGGUUUUCUCAAGAUUCCCGAUAGGAAGAUACAUAACAAAAUGAAAUGGAUGUUCGUAACGCAAUUCGAUAAGAUUGCUGCUCGACAAACAUUUCCGUGUUGGGAUGAGCCAGCAUUAAAGGCCACUUUCAACGUUUCUGUGGAACAUCAUUUACGAUACUUGGCCUUCUCGACUAUGCCAAUACGAGAAGAACGGUAUAAUGACAGGGAUUUAAUGGUGUUGUCCCACUUCAAGAAGACUCCUUUAAUGUCUACUCAUCUCCUUGGGAUUGCAGUGAUCGAAGUGGGUCGUUGUAACAACGAUAGUAUUUUCCACAUAUGGUGCAGACAGAAUGUACCAAUGGACUUCGUACAUAAUCUCACCCAGCAGUAUCGUACGGUCGCCAAUCACUUGAUCCGAUAUACAAAAACUAUCAUGAAACUUCCUAAACUUGAUAUCAUCAUUGUACCAGAUAAUGUGCCGAAUAACUCGAGUAGUUGGGGAAUGCUGCUUUUGAAAGACUCACUGAUUACUAAUGAAAAUAACGAAAUUCAGAAAAUCAAUCUGAUAAGCUUCAUAGCACAUGAAAUGGCAAAGCAAUGGUUCGGUAGUGUGGUUGGUCCGACUUGGUGGUCUGACAUGUGGUUAAGCAAUGGAUUUGCUCUAUACUUCAAACUGUACAUCCUUGACCAGAUGUAUGAAGAAUGGCGAAUGAUGGAUUUUAUAGUGCUCAGCCUACAAAAGUGUUUUCAGUUAGAUGAUACUGUAUCAAGAAAGAAUAUAUUAUUCUACACUAAAAGUACUUAUGAAACAGAUUUUAUUGAAUCUUUGAUUGUUGCAGACAAAACACUUGUCCUGUUGCAUAUGUUGAAAUAUUUGGUUACUGACAAGGUAUUCCAGAAUAGUAUCAUCACCUAUUUAGACAAAUAUCAAUUUGGUUCGGCUACUCCUGAUGAUUUCUGGGACACCAUGCAAACUGUUCUAAACGAAGCAAACAUUAAAUUUAAGCAUUUUGAGAUAAAAGAAGUAAUGCAUAUUUGGCUAAAUCAAACGACAUAUCCUAUGGUACAAGUGAGACGAAAGUAUGAAAUUAGCGAAACGACAAUAUCGCAUUACGAUGGUAAGAUGAGAGCUGAUAACAGGACGCGGUGGAUACCUGUGACUUUCGUUGUAUAUUCGCAUCUCGAUUUUCCCGAGACUAUGCCUGUUCUGUGGCUAAACAUUCACAGGAGUAUAUCAGUCCCAACUGUUCCAACUGAUUGGAUUAUAGUUAAUUUUCAACAAGCUGGAUAUUAUCGUGUUAAUUAUGAUGCUAAAAAUUGGGAAAAAAUCGCGGAUUGCUUAGAUUCUGACGAAUUUACAAAAAUACACGUUAUGAAUCGUGCACAACUCAUUGACGAUGCCUAUUACUUCCUGGUGGAAAAACAUCUUGAUUUCCAUAUAUUUUUACAAAUUACGAGUUAUCUAUCGAAAGAAGUGGAUUAUAUAGCAUGGCUUCCCAUGUUCCGAAUUUUAUCAUACCAGUGGAAAUUCUUUUUACUCCCAUUUGGAGAACCUGCGGUUUUAUAUGCUUUAAGGGUACAAAUAUUAGACAGUUUGAACGGGCUUGUUCGGAAUAUUGGAUACGAAGAUGAUUCUGCCGAUGAUGGUAUUACAAAAUUAAUGAGAGGAACCGCCUUAACAUGGGCCUGUACUUACGGUGAUCUUCUUUGCGAAAAAAGAGCAGUUUAUAAAUUGAGUCAGCGUAUUGACAAUCUCGAGCAAUAUACAUCUAUAUUGCCGUGGGAAACAUGGAUAUAUUGUUAUGGCUUAAAGGGAGCAGACCUUAUAACCUGGACUAAAGUCAUGGACUUAUAUAUAAGAACACAUAAGGAUGUAGUUUUAGAAGUAUUGACUUGCUCUGAAAAUCCGGAAAUCGUCAUCGACUAUUUUAGAAUAUUACAUAUAGGAGUAAACAAGUCAAUAAUGACACAUAAUCAGCAUUCUCACAUUUUUGGUAUACUUAUUGCAAAAUAUGCACAGAAUGAUGAAAUACUUAAUUAUAUAUUACAGAAUUUGGAGAAUGUGAAACCUAGAUCGUAUUCCAGAACUGCAGUAUUAAAAGACAUUAUUUUAAACAUAUAUUCCGAAAAACAACUUAACAAGACGUACGAGUUCUUCAAGCAGAAAGAUGCUGAAAUGUCAAAAUAUUUGACUAAAAUAAUACCUAUGCGUUUAACCCAACUCCAAAAUAUGAUGACCACCUAUCUGCAGCGGUUUAUGUAGUGAAAAAGAAAUAGAUAGAGUUAACUUGUACAAUUAUUCAAGUUAAUAAUGGACUUGAACAAUUUUUAAUAAAAUUUUUAUAUCAUUACUUAUUCAUUAAAUAUAUAUUUUUAACUAUUUCUACUACUGUCUGAUAUUAUUGCUCCAGAAUUAUUACGUAUAAAAAGUAGAGAAACUCGGACAUUCACUGAUAUUAAUUUCACUUACAAAUGUCUUGAAUUCGAGCGAGAGAUAUUUUUUAAAUCAUUUUAUAAAAUUUUCAAGGAUGUGGUUAUGGUAGGAAUUGGCUCUGCCAAUCACCGAGGCUGAUUAAACCUACCAUUUAUCGUUUUACGUCCGACAAUCUGCAAGCGUUUCGUAAUCGUAAAAAAGAAAUUUAUCGAAAACGAGCGGGCGUCUCCAUGGCUUCCUUCGCAAAUGGUGGUGGAUGGAGCGAUUGCUGCGACCACCGUAUAAAUCUAAUGGGCGACCGAAAGGGCGGAGCGAACUUGAUGCAAACUUGAUGGCAGGGGCCGUACCACGUCGCGAGCGCGCUUCAGGAAUACCGUCAGCGAGAAUAACGGAAUAGGGGUAGCAUAGCAUACGGGUAACAUAAUGCAGAUUCCAACGCGCGAUUACAGCGGCGGAGUUCAUUUCGCGUGAACAAAUAUGCGAAACUGCGCGCGCUCUUUGAUCACUCGCACGUUAAUAAUAAUUUUUAAUAGGAAACAGCGACGCAAACAAGCCAAAUAUAUAACGGUUCGACAAAGUUCUCCUUUCUGAAAAAUUCAGUUUUUGGCAUUUAUUACGUAAUCAAUUGAUUAAUUGACUCGAAAUAUCAACAUUGAACGUUUUAAGCGGUUGCACAUAGGAAGGACUUGAAUGAAUAUGUAAUUCGCUCCCCUUAAACAAAGUUUCUCGUAAUUCUCGGCUGAGUGGCUCCAUUCCUCUUUACGUAAGUAAAGCAGAGCAAUGAGAAAAGGCGAAUGAGAAAAGAGCUGCUCGCAUUCGGAUUAAAGUGAGCGGAAAGAAUGUGCUUUUCAGCGCGACGCAGGUGCGUUUGCAUCGUUGCAUCGUGAAUAUAGCUUUGUAUUUUUUUCGUUGUCUUGGCCACCGCUCUUUAAUUCUUGGUACUGAAUCCCUUGUUUUACCGUGUACAAGAAUUUAUCCUUUUUGUUGCUGAAGGAGAAAUGGUGUCGGGUGUUUCCAUCAUAAAUAUUGCGCUUCUUAUCCAAAUUUACCCACACACGUGUGACUAGUCUAUCUAAAGUAGUAUUAUCCAAACUAGUAUUUUAAAGUAAAAAGAAGUGACCGCAAAGUAGCGUAGUGCAUCACAAAGAUAAACUUGUUACGAAGAGAGAUUUGUCACGAUUUAUCUCAAUUCUUGGGUUUUGUAAUUGUAUAUUCCUUUGCGCAAAUUUUUCUGCCUCGCGAGCCUCAGACUUUCUCGAAAUUUUUCAUUUUCGCGAAAUCUCCCGUAACACGAACACCACGGCAGGUACUAAUUUAUGCGCUCGAUAUAUUUGCUUCUCAAGCACGCGAUAUUUCAAGCAUAAAAUAUUAUUGCGCGCCGGUCGACGCGGGACACAACGUUCGCAAAUAAAUCGUAGAAACACAGGAAACAGCGAGCAGGUUUUUCCUCUCGGUUCCUUUCAGGUGCUGGAUGUGAAAAAUCAAUUUACCGCCAUCCCAACAUCCGAAUUAACUUCCGGUCGUUCUCCCAGAACGGAAACUAUUUUAUAUUUGCACAGAAUUCGUUCUCUUCCGUCUGUUACGAUCGUCAAUGUUCAAAAGUUUUUCGGAAACAAGUUUUGCGAAAAACUUUCUCGCUGCUUCUUUCGUUUUUCUUUUUUUGCAUCGAUACUGGGAGCGCCACAUAAGGAUGUUAAAUUCUUAUUGAAAUUUUUUACAUCGAAACCUCUCUAAUGACUCGGAAAAUCAUGAAACAUCUUUUGCAGAUGAGAUAACAUUUUCAAUGGACGAAUAGAAAUGCCGCGGAAGCAUCUGCAAUCGCAAUUACUCGACGACAAAAGUUUGGCGACGGACAAAAUAAAUGUCGCGAUGGCUUGUGCCCCGAUGUAGCUGUGUAUGCAAGCGACUACGAUUAUUAAGAAACUUUGCGAUCCAAAAUAAAAUAUCGUUGUGCCGCACAGCCAAUGAGAGAGCCCGUCGGCGUAAUAUUAAUUAUUCCGCUACUAAUUAAAAAGUUUACGCGCGGUGGGCUUGAAUGGCGACUCUCCCGUAUCAGCGUGCCCCUUCGCGGAAUUAAAUGAAAACGCUCGUGCGGAAAGAAAGGCGCAGUGAUAAUUCCAUUGUAACCGCAAAGGGAUGAAGACCAUUCCUUUGUGCGAUUUACCGCAAAUCCCUCAACAGAGGAAGGAAGAGGAAGAGGAAGAUAGAGAUAGAGAAAGGGUUUCACGCUCGCAAUGAUUCCACGUGUAAUCAUUCUGCUGCGCAUUCUGAAUAAAUACUUCAACGUAUUCUUCCCUUCUUUCUAUUCGACGGAUUUGCGCUGGACGCAUUUCUCCGCACCGCGCAGCGAACAUUUCCGGCGCAGCGAGAUGUACGAGCGCCUACGACGCAACGUUUAUUUUCCACCUAGUUUAAUUGAAAUGCCUGGCGGGGGAGCAACAUUGAUUAGUUCCGGUGCCGUAGGCACGGCGUUGCUCUCAUUGAAAAUGAAGAAAGGCUUCGGGCAGAGUUAUACCCGGGCUGAAGUUUGUUUGCCAGAAUCAGGUAACAAAAUUUACUGGGAUCCCCUUUGUGAGAGUGAGAGAGAAAGAGAGAGAAAGAGGGGUUGUUCUUGCUUCGUUACGUUUAUUGUCCACCCUGAUAAACAUGACUUUAUAACUCGCAGCAAACCACGCCGACGAUGCUCUCGCAACGCGAGCGCGCGCGGAUAACGUUGUUAUUAGUGGCGCAAAAACUUCAGAAAUCGCCCGCGGAACUAUCGAUCAACGGCUAAUCGAAUACCAAUCGAUCGAUCGAAGGGACCUUACGGCCGCGUAAGAUCGGACGAGGAAGCCGCAGAUGCAGGGUUCACCGGGUCCAUCUGCAAUAACGGCAUAGAAAGCGGCCACCGCGAUCUCGCGAUCCAUGUUUGCGGAUUAAAAAUGCAGAAGCGUGGACCCUCGUUGAGAAUUCAGCGAGCGCCGUAGCGGGGAACGGUAUCUAGCCGACAAAUAGUUAUCGAAGUACACACGGAGCAACGUGCAACAACUAAAGCCCAGCUAAUUAAAUCCCGUUUGUACGCGGCGAGCGCGCUGCGAAUGUUUCCCGGCGGCGCGAGUUUGCGACGCGAUUCAAACUCGGUUGCGAUUAUGUUUCUCGCUGUCGUCUCUCGUGUGCAUACGUGCGAAUUUCUGACACGUACACGCUCGCGGCCGCCGCUAUUAUUAUGCCGCGUCCCGGCGUUUCCGACCCGCCAUUGAAUCGGCGUGUGUGUCUCGUCAGAAGUCGCGUCCGCCUGAUCUGAUUCCCGAUGGUAGACACGCUGUCACCGAUGAAAUACGCUCUUUAAAGCGUGCGAGCGCCCACGCAACGGUUCAAUAUUGCCUGACGAACGCACCAGCGGCCCGGCUAUUGCGAUACUCAUGUAUCUUUACUGCAAAUGAGAUCUCCAAGAUGUAAAGUGGCGUGUGUACAUUUGUACGGGCGAACGGCGAGGGAAUACUUGACGCGAGUAUUUCCGCGUCGAUUCACGUUUGAAGCGCGUUCCGCUCUCGUCGGUCUCUCUCUUCCUCUCCCUUUCUAUCUCGCGCAGCUCCGCGCAGUUUCCGCAAAAUUAAGCAACUCGCUGUCGCGUGCUCGAUUACAUUUUUCGUCCGGUAAGAAGGUACCGGUGCGGCGCAAAAAGAACGAAUGCCCGCGGAAACUGCCGUGAGAAAGUGCGACUGGCGGGAUGGCGGCCGAUGGCAUUCUGCCAUCGCAGGAAGAAGUUUGGCCGCCCCAUUGACGUCGGCUCCGCUCCUCCCCGUGGGCUUCUUUUCGUCCUUAAAGCGUUCCCACUCGGUUUCCCGCGCGCAGAUUGGCGGUUGGAAAAACUCGAACCUCUACCAUCCGACUUUACCUCGUUAUAAAAUUCCCUCCUUCCUCCUUAAACCUCCCCCUGAGCAAUGUUCCCCGGGAGGCUUGCUAGAUUCCACCUUUCUCAUCGCUCUCGUACUCCUUUACCUCCCUUAGUACCUUCUUUUCUCUUUCCCUCUUUCUCUCUUCCUUCGUCGUCCGUCUCUGUCGCAUUUUGACAGAUCCGACGGUCUCGAGCAGCCCGCCGGCUGCUUUUCAUUGACCUUCCACCCCCUGCCCUCUGUAAGAUGGAGGGUUGCUCGCGCAAGCGAUUCCAUGAAUCUUCAGCAGCGAAUGAUGAUCGAGCGAGAAUUUUAUUCGAUUCGCGACACAAUAUUUCAUCCGUAGCGGAUAUUAUGAGAAAUCUUUUUCGACUACGUAAUAAAAUAAACCUUAAUCAAAUGUCGUUCACUGUGUCCCUUCCGGAAGAUUUCCGCUCGUUUGAUUUCCGGUGCUAUUCCGGUGUGGUGGUGUUUUAUUUAUAAAAUGAAAACAAAGAGGCAUUUCAACUAACGAACAUUAAUAUCGCUCGGAGAAGCUAUUAAAUGCUCGGAGAAGCUAUUAAAUGCUCGGAGAAUCUAAUUAACUGCGCGCGAUAUAUAAUUAAUGCGAUAUGUAUUCUCAUUAAAUCCAACCGUGCCAGCGAUCCUUUAUACAUCAUUACGUUACAAAUGUAAAUGCCGCAUCAAUUUCAGCGAAAAUUUCUCUCUACUUGGAUUCGUAUAAAUUUAUCGCAGCCCGUCAUUCGACCAGCGCAAUCAUUAUCGCGAUUAAUGGCAGCUCAUAAUCCAUUUGGUUCCAUUUCUCGCGCGUUCCAUGCAAGAUCCGAUGCAAAACACUUGUGACAAAGCUGACGGAACCACAAAGAAUUUCUCGAGCCGCGGGAUACAUGCCUGGCGAUUUGACGGAAAUUAAGUCGAAGCGGCGAGAGGACACUGAUCAGUGGCCGGUAAGUACUUCCGAUGUCUUUGAGACACGUUCUUGUCGAGGCCCUUUGCCAGACAGUUCGUUAAACAGUUCUUGCUUUGACACUCUUUCAGCCAUCGGUGUCUCUAAAUCUCUUGGCGAGGUCGUACACGGAGCAAUCAUGCGCUAUCAGUUCGUAUUCAAGUGGAUCGUGCGGAGAAUCCUUUAUUGCGAUGCUGUAAAGUACGAAGUUUCUUAACGAGUGAAAUGCGAUGACGUUUCUUCGAUUUUACUGGCGUAAAUUCCUGCAUUCGCUGCAGCAAAUCCCCAAAGAUACCCAUUCAUUUUUUUCACACUGACGUGGCUGUCGAAAAUUGUCCAUCACAGUCCAUCAAAUCGCUUUAUCGCAUUACGGUUACGCGUUUGUCUCGGUAAAGUGGCAGUCGAUUGAUUAGCACGAUAAUGUCCGGGAUGAAACGUACGUGUUACUAAUUACUGCCCGAUCAAAAUGCAAUGUUUAAUAACACGACUGUCACCAUGCAAAUGUGUAUUUAAACGCGCAUCGCAUAUAUGAAUCCCGCGUCGCGUAAAUCGCGUAUUUAUCAAUCAAUUUCGACCAUCUCUCGCAUCGACAUUUUUUAUGCAGCUAGACAGAGAGAGAGAGAGAGAGAGAGGGAGAUAGAGAUAGAUAGAUAGAGGGGAGGGGGGAGAGGGACGGGAGCACCGAAUUUCAUCGAGAAACAAUUUGCGCACGUGCGGUGCAUUCCGCGCGCGCGUAACUUCCAGCGGAGUUAGUCGGGGAAUUGUCCGAGUUAAAAAGUAGCUGGGCGACGCGACGUGUCGCGAACUCUCUCUCUCGCGCGCGCGGGCUUCAUUAAAUUGAUAAUGGAUCGCAUUCCGCGCGAGUGGCGCACAAUAGACGUCCCGGACGUUAAACGAUGCGGUAUUAAAACUUGGCCGGGCGACGUCACGGCUGCUCACAUGCACUCACCCUUCGCGCUACCCUACCGCAUCCCGAUGCGUGUUCGUUACGACGCGACGCGCGGAUUAUCACGGGUACGCCGCGCCGCGUCGCGAAAUAUCGCAUCUGACGUUUUAUGAUAUCUCAUUCGACCUGGCCAAGUCGGCUUCGCAGUCGGCUCUAUAUUCGCGGCAUUAUCGCGGCGUUAUAAAACGGACGUGGAGUCAUCCUGAAUAUUUCAAUGGAAUUAAUCCGUCACGUAUGCCAUUUGUGCAUUCGUUCGCUGCAUUACUGUGAUUAAUUACCAGGCGCGGCCAGUAAUGGCCGUAAUAAUCAAAUCGCAACAAUAAUCGUGACUAAUUCACGGCUGCGCGAUAAUACGCGGGAAUCAACGAUCAGCGGCGUUCCGCUGCGAAACGCGACGGAUUCCAGAACAAUUAUCGGCGAUCAUUUAGAAUAUUAUCAGCCGGUGAGGCGCGAAGGUCCUGCGACGCCGAAACUUUUGGCGUCGUCUUCAUUAAGUCGAUAAUAGCACGCGUUCCAUGCGAGUGGCGCAUAAUGUACCGCCCGACUGUGUGCCGCAUUAAAGCCCGGCUGCCGGAAACUGGCCGAAAGAAAGUUUCGUCCGAAGGAAAUCGAGUGGUUCACGACUUUGUCGCGAGUCGCGUACACCGCGGAAGUUUCACGAUAUUUUACCGGCACUUUAAAUUUCGAGGCUCCUUUCUGCCGAGAACGGCGUCCUGGGAGUCAAUAUCAAAAUAGGAACGAGCGCUCGCGCGUAAACGUAAGCAGGAUUAUUCAAUAUCAAAUGUCCCACUUUUAUCGCAACGUUAUUGGUAUCGCGUAACAUAGUAACUGACUUUCAUCUGCAUCCGUUUGCGGUGUGCUUUAUAAUUAUUUACUUUAAUUUAUAACUGUUGACGAUGCAUGAAUUAUAUUAUAAACCACGCUGUAUGAGCAUAUUACGGUCUGGUGAGAUAAUUCAUUAAUUUGAUUAUUGAGCAGAUUGGCCCGAUGUUCUGAGGGCGCACGUGAAAAACGUAUUUUCUUUUUACUACUAAAAUUGUGAGAAAAGCGUUAAGGGAUGCGACGGCCAAUGAAGGCCUGCGGUAAACAAUCGAGCCGAGCGAACGAUCGCAAUAUACGGACAAACCUCGUAUAAGUGCCUCGGAAAGAAGGGUGGGCGCGCGGACGUCGAGCUCGUAUAAAGUUUCAUUUCCAGAAAUUCAAUAAUCGCUUACGUCGCAAUAACUCGGGAGCCGAUUCGAUUUUGCGCUGCCUCGUCGUCGUCGUCGUUUCUGCGGAAUCUCGCGAAUCACGUCGAAAUCUCGGGAUCAUAGAGGGGAAACAUAAUACCAGAAACAAAUAACGAUAAUGCGGCGGUUUCGUAGGAUCAGCGAUGAGGUCGUAUCGUCAAGAACGAAUUCGAGAAGAAAUGCGAUAGAGUUGUUGCGCCGAGCCAAGUGCACCGGAAUCAACCAGAGACUAAAAUAAUCUUGCGCUCGUGUCGAAACAGCAAUCUUUUUACUCUGAACAUUAAACGUCCUUUUUAAUAACAAACUCUCAAAAUUGGCUUCUUCGUAUAUUUCUCGAUCUAUUUUUCCUUGAUUUUUGAUAUCAUUAUCAGUUGGGGGUUGAUAACCCGAGAUAACAGUUCGCCAUGUCUACGUUAUGCAAUUUGCAUAAUGUACAAGUGGUUAGGAUCCGUCGCGUGCAGGUGUACGGGCACAAAUGAACGGUGAGGCGUUCCACGUGAGGUAGCUGCAAGGGGGAUGAGAGUGAGGAGGAGAAAAGGGAACGGCGUGUUCUCGUCCCGCCGGGGUGUUACUAGCAACGCAGAUCGACUCCGUGGAAUGUAAAUUGAGAUCUAUCUUGCCCAGGAGGAGGCUAAUUAACCGGGAAUCAAAUGUCGGGCUCCGUCUCUCCCGGCGAUAACUGCAGCAAGCUUCAAAGCAGAUUCUCGGCCGGGUCCUAAUUGCAUGGAAAAGGACGAAGGAGAAGAUUGUUAGGACCUGCAGGUUUCAACCAAGAAGAACCAGAUCGAACUGCCGUUGAAUGGUUAUCGGAGCGAAUACUUUGAUCAAUGAGUUUCGCAUCAAUAAAGUAAUUAGAAUGUUAUACGCUCGAGGCUCGAUCAUUCGCGCUUGGACGAGUUUCAAAGAAACGAAAUUUCUCCGGGAGCGAAACACCUGCUCGGGCAUCAAUCUUACGCAGCGGGAAACUUUAACGGCGCUGAAUGGCACCAGUCGAGCCUUUCUGUCUGGCGAAUUUAACGAGUGCAGCAACUCGGUAAAUUGUUUACUCGAAAUUAAACGCCUUGAUAUUUGCAGUUAUUUAUUAAUUACGUGUACCUUUUUCACCGACACGCAUAUUCUCGUGUUUUAUUUCUCGCGCUCGUACCGAGAUUAUUUGCGAUAACACGUUGCGGCUACACUUGGCCGUUGCGGCUCUUGAUGUUUAUGGAGUAUUUUGUGGCUCGAGUGGUUGUAAUAUUUAUGGUUACGUUUAGCAACGUAACUUGUGGAACACGUUAGUUAAAUCUUCCGGAAAAACAUUUUUGCCGAAUGCGUUUCGAGGAUGCUGCACCAGAAAUAUCAGGACGAGUAUACAAGGCAGCGAUUAAGAUUUGUGAGCGCAAACAACCUGUCGUCCACGUAUAUACACAGCGACAACAGCGUGGUCUUUAAAUCAGAGAGACAAUUGCUCUCACCGCGAGCACUCUCGUUCGAGGGAUAAAUCUUGCUUGCGCCGAUCGCGCGUUUCAAAGAGGCGCAAAUAAUCAAGAUACAGAAAAUUUUUGCACGGAGAUAAAAUUCAUCAAAGUUCAUUAUUUCUGCAUCGGCACAACACUCGCAACAAAUACACAACGUUCCGCAACGAUUUCUGAAAUUAACAUGUACUUUCGCCGGAGGUGCGGAACGCUUUUUUACGGCACGUUCAUUCCGAACGAGCGAACGUGGAGUGAAUCCCUCGGGGACGGUUACGGGGACGAAAAUAUUCGCGCGAAACCGAUAAAAGUUUUCACCGAGAGAGAAACAGAGAGAGAGAGAGAGAGAAAAACACGGAUUGAAACCAGAAAACAGCUGCGGCUCAUCCGGUCGUUAUCAGUAAAUCGUAUUCAUAUACCUUCGGUUACGCAUUUCGGCAUCACGUUUAGCUUUCAACCCCUUGCGCGGGCUUUCGACCGCAACCCGUUCGGCUAAUUUUGCAUCGAAAUUACUAUGAAACGAUACUGGGUGGCGCAUGUAGGAAAAUUACGUUUGCGAUUACAGCGUAAUGCGAAACUUGAUGGUUUAAUGGUGACGUCCGUACCGCUAGUGAGACAUUAGUUGGUCUCAUCCGAUUUCAUUGAUCAGCAAAUCAAAGUGAGAGGUAGUUUGGAUCGUUUAAAAUUUAACAUGAUAUUAAUAACUAGCAUCCCCCGUCCCGGCUUCGCCCGCGAUAUUUAUGUGUAGAAUUAAA